This is a messenger RNA of Caenorhabditis bovis, 1071 nucleotides long. Lineage: Eukaryota; Metazoa; Nematoda; Chromadorea; Rhabditida; Rhabditidae. The record is from the annotation of a GenBank genome assembly.
AUGCUUAUAGUAAUAACAAGUUUCAUCAUUUUAAAAUUAGUAUCUUCAUGCGAUAAAGGAUUGACCGAGCUGAGGCAUCGUGAAAAUUUUGAACUGAUGAGAUGUGUUCCCACAAUUUCAGGUCAAUCGGAUCCUUGCAUAACAUUAACCAAUGGACGGGUAUGUUUUUGUCAGCCAGAUGGACCACACGAUUAUGUUUGUUGUGGUUCUCCUGAGCUUUUGGUCGAAUUAAUCGGAGGUAGAAGAACGGACUCUGCUCCCAAUCCUUAUCGAUUUUACCCGAAAAAAUCGUACUAUGAUUAUAACGUCUUUAUGAAGUCGUCAAAAGAAUAUAUUGACGGCGACACAGUAUUCGGGCAAACGCCUCUGAUUGUGACGACUCCACCUCCUACAAUUAAAACAACUCGAAGAAAAUCGAAGAAGCUAAAAACGAAGACAACUCGAACUCAACUUAAAAUGCUCACAAUUCCUUCAUCGAGAAGGGGCAAUUAUUCGGACAGCUCGUAUAGGUUGAGCACGAAUUCGGUUUUAGUUGAGGAAGAGGCGUGUACAUUUGUUGUUGACACCGGACUCCCUUAUCAGAAAAGGCAGAUUAUUAAAAAUCUUGCAUCUUACGGAGUUUCACCGAAAAAAAUCAAAUUCGUUGUUGUGACAUCAUCGAAUGCUCAGUUUGCUGGCAAUCUCAACCUUUUCCCAUCAUCGCAAAUCAUUAUGGCGGAUUCCACACUUUAUAAGGAUAGUGUUGUUUAUUUGAGCAAAUAUGAAGAGCAUUCGGUAUUGGAAUUAUGCUCAUCGAAUUCGUUGAUUCAAUCGACUCCAGGGCCAUCAGCCAACUCGAUUACUGUAAUCGUACGAAAUGUCGAUGUUAUGGGCACUGUGGCCAUAGCAGGAUCAUUGUUUCCAAACGGCGCUAAUUUAGACGAAUUUAACGAAAAUGGCAUUGAAGACAUGCAAAAAUUUAUACAAUCGCGGAAUAUGAUUAUAUGUGAAGUGGAUUGGAUUGUUCCAGCCACAGCACCUCCGUUCAAAGUCACAAAAGCACAGAAAAUUCAAUCAGGAUGCUCGACGUGA